Molecule: messenger RNA, 468 nt
Organism: Pseudozyma flocculosa PF-1
Lineage: Eukaryota; Fungi; Basidiomycota; Ustilaginomycetes; Ustilaginales; Ustilaginaceae
Exons: 2
Coding region: 1-468 (155 amino acids)
Source: RefSeq, a predicted model, not a curated record
AUGAUCGGCAACAUCUUCUCCUGGGGCGCUGCCCCGAACAAGCGCGCGGCCGACCCUACCUCGUCUUCGGCAUCGUCUCGCGCCUCAGCCAACAUCCGACAUCGCUACGAGAUGCCUACCCCGGCCCAGCACCGUCACUCGCACCGCAUCGACACGCUCGGCCCGCACCGCAAGUACGAGAUCUCUACCAGCACCGGUCUACAGUUCGACACCCUGCUUCGCCCCACCACGGCCUCGGUCAACGGCGGGCAUGUCCAUGUCCUGCUCGACGAGAUGUGCAAGCAACUCCGAUCCCAGCCGACGUGCUUGAACGCCAUGGCCGCCCAGCAGGAGUCACUCAACAAGACGGUCAAGAGGCUCAACGCCAAGGUCGCCGCCUACAGCUCCACCAAACCGAAGGACAUCGGCUUUCACGAACCGCGCGACACUCCGAGGAAGAGCUGUCGCGCUGAACCAACCAUCGUGUAA